AUAAAAAUGGCAGUCUUAAAAGGUAGUGUCUCUUUCCUUAGCAUCCAACUUAGAUGUUGCAGCACUGACUACGUACAAGACUAAUUUGAGCACUUUUUAUUUUAGCCACUGUUUUAAGUUGAAGACAUCAUGGAUAAAUAUGAAAUCAUUAAAAAAAUCGGAGAAGGAUCUUUUGGCAAAAUAUUCUUGGCAAAAGGAAAAAUGGAUAAUGAGCCAUGUGUUAUCAAAGAGAUCAAUUUAACUAAGAUGCCUGUGAAAGAAAAAGAAGCCUCUCAGAAAGAAGUCGUUCUUCUGGCCCAGAUGAAGCAUGCAAACAUUGUAACCUUCUAUGCUUCAUUGCAAGAAAAGAACAAGCUAUAUAUUGUGAUGGAAUACUGUGAUGGUGGAGAUUUAAUGAAGCGGAUAAAUAUGCAGCAUGGAGUACUGUUUGACGAGGACCAGAUUCUCAGUUGGUUUGUGCAGAUCUCCUUGGGUUUGAAGCAUAUUCAUGACAAGAAGAUUUUACACAGAGAUGUAAAAGCACAGAACAUUUUUCUUAGCAGUAAUGGAAAGGUAGCAAAGCUUGGGGACUUUGGCAUAGCAAGACAGUUGAACAGCACUAUGGAGUUCGCCCAUACAUGUGUAGGGACCCCCUAUUAUCUGUCACCUGAGAUCUGUGAAAAUCGGCCAUAUAACAACAAAACAGAUAUUUGGUCUCUUGGCUGUGUGCUUUAUGAACUAUGCACAUUAAAACAUCCUUUUGAAGGCAAUAGCUUGCAUGAGCUGGUGCUGAAAAUUUGCAGAGGACGUUUUCACCCAGUGCCUCCCAGCUAUUCCUAUGAUCUGAGGAUAUUAAUUUCCCAGCUGUUUAAAAUAUCACCAAGAGAUCGACCAUCCAUCAGUUCUAUUCUAAGGAAGCCCUUCCUGCAGAAACUUGUUCUCAGGUAUUUGCCCCCUGAGAUGACACAGGAAGAACUCAGUCACACCGUGAUACAUAAGAAAAGACCUUCAGUGCCACAAUCUGGAGCCCGGCGGAUACAAGCAUAUAAACUUCAAAAAGCAAGAGUUCAGGACCAAGUCUCGCUGGAAUCUGGAAUGGUGAUGCAUGUCAAGAAACAAGAAUUAUUUCGAAGAAAUGAAUGGAAACCCCCUUCAAGAGGGCAACAGUUCAUUUUUCAGCCACGGACCUCCAGAUUUAAUAUGGUAGAAAGGCCAGAAAGUAUCAGAGUAUGUGGCCAUUAUGGUCAUUACUAUGAGAAGCUUGACAACUUGCAGAGGAAAGCUAAUGCACAUGAUGACCUUUCUCAUAUCAGCCAGAGAGUUGAAGAAUACUAUAAACUAAAAGCACAAGCUGCAACUCCACCCCCUGACUGGACUGCAGAAUUUCUUCAAAGGCGUUUUGAAGCUCAACAGUACAAGAUUAAAGUGGAAAAACAGCUGGGGCUGAGACCAUCCUCUGCUGACCCGUGUCAUGACAAAAUACGGCAGCAGAAAAUAAAGGAAGAGGGUCUCAAAAACCAUCAGCAGGACAUAUCUAGAAAGAAUGAAAUGAAAGAACAGGAGUAUCUGAAACAAUUGCAGAAAAUUCGGGAAGAAUACCACAACCAUAUAAAAGAAUUCAGAUUUAGAGCAGGAGUACUCCAGGACAUGGAAGAAAACUUUGAACAAGUCCAUCUCCAGGAUAUGCAAGACCAAAAUGUCUUAGAAAAAAAACAUAACAGAAAGGGAGGAGUAAAGUUUGAAAUUAAUUUAGAUGUUUGUGUUCCUGAAGAAGACAGCAUUCAAGAAGCAGAGAUACUAGAUAAACUCAGUGAGACUUUAAGUUUUGUGGAUGGUGAGAAUCUUAAGGAGAAAUUGGUGGAAGUUCAUGAAAAUCAUAUGGACAGAGCUUUGGAAGAACUGUCUGGAUACCAAACAGAGUCUAAUGACGUAGAUGAUACAAAAAAACCCAGAAAACAUUGGCAAGCUGGAGCCCCUCAGACACUACUGAAUUUUUUAGCUGAUGCUGAUGUCACAUCUCUAUGUCCUACUAUGGCUGAAGAUGAACUUGUGGACCAUGCUAUUCUGCCUGAAGACAUCCCAGAAAGCAGGAAGCAGUGGAAACAAACACCACCAGAGACUCUUCUGAACAUCUUAGCAGAAGCAGAGCUGUCUAGUGAUUCCUUUAUCUGUCCUGAACAAGAAAUAGAAGGAAAGUUAACUCUGUUGCCUCCAAAAGAAAACAAGACAGAUGAUUCAGAAACAUGCUCUCCUGUUGCUGUUGAUGAAGGCAGACUUGAGCCAAGAUCAGAUGAUGAAGACACAAAUUUUGAAGAUUCUGAAGAUGAACUCAGACAUGAGCUGGAGGAAUCUCUGGAAAAAUUGGCAGCUUCUCCAGCAGAGAGAACCACGGAGUCUCCCUUCUUUUCAAUAAAUAAAGGUCAAACAGAUGAAGAAAAGAUGAGUUUACCUCACCAACUACUUGGAAAAUCUGAUGACGAUUUAGAAAAUACUCAUGGCUAAUUUAGUGUUCACACACAUCAUGAAAAAUGCAAGCAGGAAGCAAGAGCUACUUAGAACAGUAGGGUUACUGUCACAAAAUUUUAACUUGCUUGAAAUUUCAGCCACAUCAGUAACAAAAUUUAAGGAUAGCUGACAAUAAAUGCUAAGUAAAUGAUCUGCUUUUCAACAGCAUUAAACACUCAAAUAAAAUGGAUA
This is a messenger RNA of Empidonax traillii (willow flycatcher), 2676 nucleotides long. RefSeq names its product serine/threonine-protein kinase Nek5-like. The transcript is spliced from 21 exons. The coding region runs from base 130 to 2481 and encodes 783 amino acids. Gene Ontology annotation, biological process: protein phosphorylation. Lineage: Eukaryota; Metazoa; Chordata; Aves; Passeriformes; Tyrannidae. Gene Ontology annotation, molecular function: ATP binding; protein kinase activity. The record is from RefSeq and is a predicted model, not a curated record.